AUGACUUCAAGCUCAAUCCUUCUGAAAAACGGGACAGUCUUGCAGCACGAUGCGCAGGACAAUGUCUGCGUACGGCGCCAAACCGACAUUCUUAUCACCGACGAUCGAAUCGCAGAAAUAGGACAGUAUCUGCACGGUCAAAAUGUCGAAUGUAUCAUUGACUGCACCGACAAAAUAAUUUCUCCGGGUCUAAUUGAUUCGCACCACCAUAUGUGGCAGACCCAGUUGAAGGGGAGGCAUGGCAAUCAUACAUUGUUAGACUAUAUGACUGCUGCCAAUUUACAAGCUAUAAAUUUCACCCCGCAAGACCUCUUCUGGGGUCAACUAGGAGGCUGCCUCGAAGCCCUAGACGCAGGAACAACCUGUGUCAUCGACAAUGCCCACAUGAGCGCCAGCGCUGAGCACGGGGAUGUUGCUCUGGGUGCAACGAUUGCUUCUGGUAUACGCUCCAUAUUUUGCUACGGGGUUACCCCUGCACGCGCGACAGAAUGGACUUCCACAACCUUCAAACUAGACAGAAGUAGCGCGUUUCCGCCGUGGUUCUUUGAUCAGCUUGAGGAAAUGGCGAAGAAAGCACCGUUUGGCAGCGACGGCCGAAAGGUGCGCAGGAUGGGGGUUAAAAUGAUCACAAGUCACUUUAGACACUGGUCUGUAUCUGCAGGACAAUCCAAAAUCCCAGAAAUUCUGCAUGCAGCCUCGCUUCUAAGCCCAGACAUUCUCCUAUCACACGGCAACGGCGUCACAUCUUCUCAAGCAGAGCUACUCACGUCAGCUGGGGUAUAUAUCGCAUCAACUCCAGACGCCGAGAUAUUCAUGGCUUCUGGAGCCGAUCCUAUUGCCUUCCGAGCCGAUCUUCCACUCACCAGUCUAGGCGCAGACUGUCAUUCGUGUGGACCGGCUAGCAUGCUCCAUCAAGCCCAGUUAGCGAUGGGAAACGACCGUGCGAACCAGAUGUCAGAAUCUCACGACAAAGGCGGUUAUCCAAAGGAGUUCCGCGCGAAGGUGCAGGAUGCUUUCAACAUGGUGACAAUCAACGGUGCUCGAGCAGCACGUAUGGAGGACCGUAUUGGUUCUAUAGCGGUUGGAAAACUGGCAGAUCUAGUCAUCUUCGAUGCGGAUACGCCAUCGAUGAUCUGUGCGGCUGAGCACGACCCCUUGGUUGCGGUUGUUCGGCAUGCCGGGCCGAGAGAAAUCAAUACUGUAAUCGUAGGUGGUCGAAUUGUGAAGCGAAAUGGUUUAUUGUGUCAGGUGGAUCUUGUUAAAGGGUUAGAGGAAUCGGGUGAAUCUUUUGCCCUGGGACUCGAUGAGACCUCAACACUGAGCUGGAAACAAGUCGCCCAAAAUUUGCUGGCUAGCCGAGCAGAGCUUCAAAAGCGGAUUGAAAAAGUGAAUAUUGAUCUAGCUAGAGGGGAGCUGUUUUCGGUGUUUGGUAUAAGUGAAGACGAGCUGUUUUUGUGA
This is a messenger RNA of Talaromyces proteolyticus, 1458 nucleotides long. RefSeq lists its product as uncharacterized. The transcript has 4 exons. NCBI's taxonomy places the organism in Eukaryota, Fungi, Ascomycota, Eurotiomycetes, Eurotiales, Trichocomaceae. The coding region runs from base 1 to 1458 and encodes 485 amino acids. The record is from RefSeq and is a predicted model, not a curated record. Gene Ontology annotation, molecular function: hydrolase activity, acting on carbon-nitrogen (but not peptide) bonds.